Molecule: messenger RNA, 1243 nt
Organism: Setaria italica (foxtail millet)
Lineage: Eukaryota; Viridiplantae; Streptophyta; Magnoliopsida; Poales; Poaceae
Product: putative disease resistance protein RGA3
Exons: 2
Coding region: 242-925 (227 amino acids)
Source: RefSeq, a predicted model, not a curated record
GAUUUUCACAGCUCAACCAAUACUGUCCUUGGGUCUGGCGUGUGCACGUGCUUAUCCUUGGCUGUGUGUGCUCCGAUCCAUGGUCCAUGCCCUGUGCAACCUGGCCGCCAGACCGCCUCCACUUCCUCCAAGCGCCGGCCGGCGGACUUCCGCCGGAUUUGGAUCCUUCAACUUCUGGCAUAGGUAAAGCAAUCUUUGUGAGGAAUAAUUGUGAGAGCACUCACCAAACUUGGAGCUUCUGAUGGCGGAUCCAGAGGACAGUGAGACGCAAGAGUUCACAGUGAUGAAUGAACAAGACUUAGAAGAGUACAAGAUAAAGCAGCUGGGCGACCGGAACGACCUCCGCGGCACGCUGAGGAUCUUCGGUCUCGAGAACGUUGGAAGCAAGGAGGAAGCUCUGGAAGCCAAUCUAGCUGCCAAGGAGCGGCUCACGGUCCUAGAACUGUGCUGGGAGCGUGAUAGCCGCAGGCCAAACGCCGAAGCAGAGGCGCAGGUCAUCGAGGGCCUCUGUCCUCCGGUUCAGCUUCAACACCUGGAGAUCUGGGACUUCCAUGGCUCCAGUUACCCAAGUUGGAUCGUGGGGGCGCAGAGCGGCGGCCCGACGGAGCUCAGGAGGCUUUUCUUCUGGCGAUGCAGCCAGCUUGGACCCGCUCCGAAGCUUGAGAAUUUCCUUCAUCUCCAGCUCCUCUGGCUUGACGACUGCAGCUGGGACGCCUUGCCGGAUAACAUGGAACGCCUCUCCUCGCUCAAGAAGCUGUUCAUCAUUGCCUGCUUGAACAUUCGGUGGCUUCCGGCGCUGCCCCCGUCUCUCGAGGAGUUGAAUGUCGUGUCCUGCGACGCGGCGUUCACCAGGUCUUGCCAGACAACCGGGCAUCCGAACUGGCAAAAGAUUGAGCACAUUCCUAAGAAAAUGAUUUCAUGCUAGCAGUCAAGACGCUCUCAGGAUGACACAAAGGUACAGCUCUAGCUCUAGCUGGUGUGUUGUGCUCACCCUACGUAUACGUACACAGAGGAUGCAGCACAUGAGCACUGAACUUAUUUGUUUCAUAUGGUCUGUAAUAUAGUGGAAUCAUGAAUGUCUUUGCGCUAGCUCUUCUUCUGGAAAUGCGUGCUCAUGGGUGCCCAAUGGGAUGCACGGGCUGGCGUAGUGGUGCGCGCGCAGGGUUUCUCAUUCUUGUAACAAGGAAGUCUUCGUAUGAACUACCUUUCUAUCGAAACAGUUGUUACUGUCGAUUUUUUACCA